AUGGCUAGUGCAUUGGACCAGGCUCGCAGGAGAAAAAAACUAGUAUCAAAGCCUGGUGGUACUGAGAACGACUGUGUGAGCAAAUCUGUCACAGAGCGCCGUGCGGCGACAGGCGCGGCACGGUGUCCCGGUGUUGGCCCGAGAGACAGCCAGGAACGCUGCGGACCGCUCGACCACCCAGCCGAGACGAGGCGAAGCUCUGUAUUUAGGCCCCGAGACCGUGGGCUGCAGCUCAGCCUGUGUCCUGCCCAAGCGGGGACGCGGAGCUCAUGGGGCUUCCCCCGCCCGCGGGGACCCGGCACUGCCCCAGCCGCUCCCGCCGCCUUUGUUUGUCGGCGGGGCGGCCGGGCCGGGCCCGCAGGCGGCGCCGUGACACCGCCUCCCCCGCCCCCCCGGCAGGAGCCAUGUCGGGGGCUCCGCGAGGACGGGAUCGCCGAGGGCCGCGCACAGGCCGCGCCUUCCGGUGCCUCGCUGCCCGGGCCGGGGGGGGCGACGGGGACGCGCCCGGUGCACCGGGGGGAAGAGCAGGGGGCGCGCCCGCGCGGGCCAGGAAAGCGCGCGCGCGCGCGCGCACGGCAGGCGGGGCCGCCCCCUCCCCCUCCCCGCCGGCCAAUCACCGCGCCGCCCCAGCCUCGCGAGAGCGCGGCUCCCAAGCCCCGCGAGAGCUCAGCUCCUAGGCCCGCCCCGCGCCUUAAAGGGGCCUGGCCACGGCGGGGCGCGAGGAGGGUGCGGCCGCUGGGGGGCGCCCUGCGCGGGGCGCGGAGGGCGUGCGGCCGCGGUGACAGCGCAGAACGCAGUGGGGACACGUAG
Messenger RNA from Oenanthe melanoleuca, 810 nucleotides. RefSeq names its product translation initiation factor IF-2-like. The record is from RefSeq and is a predicted model, not a curated record. The transcript has 4 exons. Bases 1 to 810 code for a protein of 269 amino acids. Lineage: Eukaryota; Metazoa; Chordata; Aves; Passeriformes; Muscicapidae.